Molecule: messenger RNA, 1056 nt
Organism: Cordyceps militaris CM01
Lineage: Eukaryota; Fungi; Ascomycota; Sordariomycetes; Hypocreales; Cordycipitaceae
Product: protein kinase domain protein
Exons: 5
Coding region: 1-1056 (351 amino acids)
Biological process (GO): regulation of mRNA processing; spliceosomal complex assembly; protein phosphorylation
Molecular function (GO): protein kinase activity; ATP binding
Source: RefSeq, a predicted model, not a curated record
AUGGGACCUUUGUUGAAAUGGGCAAGCGGCCUCCUCAGCCGAGCCCCCCUGCUUCCUUUGCAAUUCCCAGCAACGGGCUUCAAAGUCAUCACCGAUGCCACCUUGCUCGAGGAGCAGCAUUACGACGAGUUCAAGACGGGCAACUACUGUCCAGUGAAUAUCGGCGACGUAUAUGACUCCAAUACCUACCAAGUGCUCGGCAAGCUAGGGUUUGGGUCAACUGCGACGGUUUGGCUAGCUCGUAACCUACGUAAUCGCCGGUUUUAUGCCUUGAAAGUGUUUAUGCGAAAUCAUGACGACGCGUGCAUGAGCGAGCUUCGGACGUAUAAUGCUAUAGCUGAUGCCAAUCCAUUUCACCCUGGCCACCGACAUGUCAGGACUGGCGUGCAUAUCAAAGCAGACAACAUACUGCAUGCGAUUGUUGACGAGGGAAUCCUAGAGAGCUUUGUAAAAGACGAGAUGGAGACGCCAUCACCUCGCAAAUACGUCAACACAGCCCCUAUUUAUAUGUCUCGACGUUUCGGCCUGCCGGAAGACUUUGGUAUCAUUGUUCUAAGUGACUUCGGAGAGGUGGUGAAUGGAGACGUGGAACGGAACCACAACGCCCAGCCAGAUGUUUACAGAUCACCCGAAGUUAUGCUUCAGGCUGCGUGGAGCUACCCAAUCGAUAUAUGGAAUGUCGGAGCUAUGAUCUGGGAUGUAUUUGAGGGCGGCCAUUUAUUUCAUGGACUCGAUCCCAGUCCGGAAAAAGGCUACUACACAACUAGGGCGCACCUGGCGGAAAUCAUCGCGCUCCUCGGUCCACCCCCCCUGGAUCUUCUCCAGCGAGGGACCCGAAGUGAAGAAUUUUUCUCAGAAGAUGGCCAGUGGAUUGCGGACUGUCCUAUUCCUCAGGGCAAAAGCCUAGAGAAGGCGGAGCUUUUCCUUACUGGAAGGAAUAAGGAGAUGUUUCUCAGUUUCGUGAAGGGAAUGCUAACGUGGCGACCGGAAGAGCGUAAGACGGCAAAAGAGCUGCUGGAGGACCCGUGGCUGAAGACGUGGGAUAUCAAUGAUUGA